Penicillium cataractarum is the source of this 768-nucleotide messenger RNA. RefSeq lists its product as uncharacterized. The coding region runs from base 1 to 768 and encodes 255 amino acids. Gene Ontology annotation, molecular function: 3-dehydroquinate synthase activity. The transcript is spliced from 3 exons. Gene Ontology annotation, biological process: aromatic amino acid biosynthetic process. NCBI's taxonomy places the organism in Eukaryota, Fungi, Ascomycota, Eurotiomycetes, Eurotiales, Aspergillaceae. The record is from RefSeq and is a predicted model, not a curated record.
AUGCCAGCGUUCACUGCACUGGCCUAUACGAGGAAAUUCAAGUUCAGGCCUUGCUGCCUCAGGCUCUCAUACUGUGCGCUCUUGCCAACUAUACGGGGAUUCCACGACUCGGUUGGCUAUAGUCGACUCUUCGAUGGAAAGACCGCGAUCGAUACUCCUCUGAGCAAGAAUCUCAUCUGGGCAGUCGGGCAGCCGAAGAAAAUAUAUAUCGACUUGGAAUUCUUGGAGAUACUCCCGUUGAGAGAAUUCAAGAAUGGAAUGGUCGAGGUGAUCAAGGUGCCUACUACUUCUAGUGAGGAGGAAUUAUGCGCUCUGGAAGAGCACACUGAGAAAAUCAUGAAUUCGGCUUAUCGGGUGCCCCAACCAGAUCUUAGCUUUAUCAACAAUCAACACAUCCUCAAUCUCUCCAAUCCUACUGUACCAACGGUUCUGCAUGGCGAAUGUGUCGCUGUAGGUAUGGUUGAAGAGGCUGAACUAACCUGCCACCUGGAAAUCCCGGAUCAUGUCGCCGUCCCCAGAAUCACGAAGUGUAUCGCAGCAUAUGGACUACCGGUCUCCUUGGAGGAUCCGAUAAUCACCAAUCUGGUAAACGGGAGGCAGUACCCAGUUGAGCAAAUUCUCUUCUUCGUUUCAUUGGACAAGAAUAAUGACGGGCCAUCGAAGAAGGUUGUGCUACUUUCUGCAGUUGGAAGCACCUACGAGCAGCAGGCGAGUGUGUUCUCCAAUGAGAAGAUCCUUGACGUUUUUCAAGGCGGAAAUUGGAUCUGA